Rhincodon typus (whale shark) is the source of this 2484-nucleotide messenger RNA. It is a transcript of the gene c2cd2l, whose product is annotated as c2cd2 like. The transcript has 14 exons. Gene Ontology annotation, biological process: positive regulation of insulin secretion involved in cellular response to glucose stimulus. Gene Ontology annotation, cellular component: cytoplasmic side of apical plasma membrane. Bases 1 to 1872 code for a protein of 623 amino acids. Gene Ontology annotation, molecular function: phosphatidylinositol binding; phosphatidylinositol transfer activity. Lineage: Eukaryota; Metazoa; Chordata; Chondrichthyes; Orectolobiformes; Rhincodontidae. The record is from RefSeq and is a predicted model, not a curated record.
AUGGCGAAUACAGACAACGCCAAGCGAGCACUUUCUGUGGACAAAGGCAUUUUCUGUACAAGUAACUGGGCUUUGAAAAUAGACCUGAGCUCUCUGCAGAUCAGUUUUGAGGAGGGACCCCAGCUACCCUCAACAGCAUGUAUCAGUCAAGUUACCUGUACGGAUCAAUCCGAACAGAGCAUGGUUCUUUGUUGUCAGUUGACGGUGGAUGAAAUUCGGUUCCCUGUCUCUGUUACCCAACAGUCUCCAGCUGCCGUUUCCAUGGAAUCCUACCAGGUGACCUUGGCUCCACUUAAAGCCCAGAUGGAGAUUUGUUUGGAAGAAGCAGAGGUUGAGGGUCUGCUGGUCACUUGGUCAUUCAAGAAACCCCCUGCUCUAUCCCUCACAGUCAACUCCAAACUACAGAAAGGGGGGAAUGAGGGGAAAGCAGAUAUUUCCACCAUUCAAGAACUGAUUGAGGAUACAGUCAUCAGCACUAGUCCAGCCAUGCUGGUCAAUCUCAAGGCACACAUAGCAAGCACAACAGUACUUACUGAGAAGUUUGGGAAAGGAUUGGCAUCUCCGUCUAAAGCAGCAUUAAAUGCUGGAUGCAGGCUGCUGGUCAGGGAGCUGAAGGCAAAUGUGAGCAGAGCAGAAGGAGUUGGAAGUGGAGAGCUGUGUUGUGUAUUAGAACUUGACAGUCCUGUACAGCUCAAGAGAACAACGUCAGUGAUGCCCAAGUCUCUAAGUGAAAAUUCAGAACUGAAGUGGAAUGACGAGCUGAUUUUUGAGCUGGGGGCAAGAAGCAAAGAGAUGAAAGUGAAAAUCAUGGAAAAGUUGGAGCACAGUGAGAAUGUGUUAUUAGGGCAGAGUGUGAUCCCACUGGAUUUAUCUCGGAGAUCCCCUUCUGGAUGUCAUAACUUUCCAUUAACAGCCACUCCAGAGAUGUCAAGUACUCCUACUGGAUCAGUGUCACUGGAGUUGAAUUAUUUAGAACCUACAGAUUCUAAGACAAUCCAGUCACUGGUCCCUGCAAGAACGGUCACCCCUACCAAAAAAAUUGAAAUGGACCGAACCGUAAUGCCUGACGGCACCAUAGUGACAACAGUAACGACCAUCCAAUCCCGGCCCAAAAUGGAUGGAAAGAUAGAUUCUCCGACACGAUCACCUUCCAAGGUGGAAGUAACAGAGAAGAAGGCUAUCAAGAUGGAAGAUAGUUCUGUCAACGUGUCUCUGAGUAAUGCAGAUAAUCACCUUGCCAAUGGUUUGGAUCCCGUGGUACAGACAGCAAUUCGGCAGCUGACCGAAUCCGCCAACAAGCCCAGCAAAAAGACACCAACGAAACGCAGCACCCUGAUUAUAUCGGGCAUCUCCAAGGCCCCCAUUGAUCAGGAGGAAAUGGCUCUUUCUGUGGGCUACGCAGCUUCCAUGGAUGCCUCACUGCAGGGGGAGCCAGACUUGGCAGCUCAGCCCCACUGCAGUGCUCAGAACGCGCUCGAAUCUCCAAAAUCCACUGACUCCCAGAACCAGCGGCAGGUGGUCAGCCAGGACCUGGACGAAGCAGCUGUGUCGGAUAUUUCUGAGCGGCCAUCAGUGGAUGAUGUUGAAUCAGAGACCGGGUCAACGGGAGCACUCGAAACAAGGAGCUUGAAGGAUCACAAAGUUGGCUUUCUGCGCAGCAGCACCAAGCUCUUGUUCCGGAGGAGAAGCAAGCAGAAGGAGCCAGGUUUCAGUCACUCGCACGAUGACCUCUCCAACGUGAGCGACAGCUCCGCCUCCACACGGAAAAAAUCCGGCAGCUUCUCGCGGAAGCUCAUCAAGCGUUUCUCGUUCAAGUCCAAGUCCAAAUCCAAGGCCAGUGCCAAUGGCAGCACUGCGGCGAGUGGGAACUGACUGCAUUGGGCUCUGAAGUAGAGGCUUGUGUCAUAAAAUGCCUGGUAGCUGGACUACCUCAGGUAGACAAACAGGCAAAAAGGCACUUGGGCCAAGUGGGGAUUUUUGCAGUAAUUUGUAUCCUGUUUCCUUUUCAGUGACACUUCCCAUGAAAUGACAGGUGUACUGCCGUCUUUCAUCGACCAUUACUUGUAAAAGCCACUGUGCAGUGACAUUCCCCCUUGGUUACAUUACACAGCAUCCGAAGCAUGGAGGAUACCUGAAGCUUUUAACAUCCUGGAGCUGAGGGUGACCUUAAGUCAGGAACUGAGACAGAAGGCGUUUGUCUGGUGACACUAGCUUUGAGUGCAAAUUAUCUCUUACACCCUCUUCACCUUUCCCCAACUUUAUUUAUUGAAAAUCUAUAAUGGCGACCGGUUUUGGCAGCGAAAUGUUUUAGAAGAAAUAGAUUCUAUGAUUCUAUGAAAUCCUGUUUUAUUGUUUUAUUUGGGACAAAUGAAAUAAGUCACUUUGUUGAUUGCUAACUAUCCUUUACUGUUUGCUGAGAUGUAUCAUAUUGUUGUUUUGGAAAUGUAACUGAAAAGAUAAAUGUAAACUCUUUCACUACUCAAA